Messenger RNA from Paraphaeosphaeria sporulosa, 950 nucleotides. RefSeq lists its product as uncharacterized. The transcript has 3 exons. The record is from RefSeq and is a predicted model, not a curated record. Lineage: Eukaryota; Fungi; Ascomycota; Dothideomycetes; Pleosporales; Didymosphaeriaceae. Bases 1 to 771 code for a protein of 256 amino acids.
AUGGCACCGCGGCCAUUGGAUCAGAAUGGCACUCCGCAGCAGCCUACGCAGCCGGAAAAGGCUGACCCUUCGCACACGGCAGCGAGCAACCCAUUAUCCAAACCAGAGGUCGUUCAGGCUGGUGAGAUUAUGCUCAUCAUUUCGCUCGUCCUGAUCCUCAUCGUCGUAAUUUCGAUAUCGAUACAUCUCUACCUCAAGCGGCAAAGACGAAUACGUCGAAAAACGUCACCGAGGAAUAAAGGGAAAGAUGGCAACGCGCAACCGGAGCUACAAUCGAAGGAAAAGAAGAUGGUAGAGCUAGUGGGGACACCGUUGUGCGAGAUGGGCGAUUCGGAGCCGAGACACGAGAUGGAAGACGCGGAAGUUCUUGAGCGGGAUACUAUAAUUGAACCAGAGCAUCCGCAGGAGCAUCCGGUACACAUCGUCAGUCCUCUGACGCCUAAUUACGACGACGGUCGCAUGUUCGGCGACAUGUCGACUCGUGCUACUGCACAGCCGGAAGCAGGUGUAUACGCAGCGUACAUGAUUCGGAUACGCUCAGAAUUCCCACGCUCGUGCCUGGCACUGUCUACAAUAUCGGCCCAAAAGUAUGGUCAUUGUUGUUCGCUGCAAUUUAUGCAGAGCCAGUGCCAACAUAUAUGGACGUCAACUCCAGAAAAGGCUACCAAUACCUUCGUCUCCAGCGUCGAAGCGACCGAACGGCCGGUCGGCGAUCUACGCAGAUCGAUGAAGGCGCCGGGAGACCGAGGAGUCAGUGCAAGUUCUCGAUAAGCAUACGGUCUAGGAUAGAUCAGGAGCAGGUUGGGAGAAGAGACAGUUGGACAUGCCAGGAUUCACUGUCCGCAGUUAGUCGCAGGGCUGAAUGUCAUGAAAAAGGAGGAUGGUAUCCAUAUACGUGACGACGGCGUUGCUACAUUACGAUAUUUGUUUUGUUGCCACAUGCCCUAAGG